UCCAUCUCAAGAUCAUCUAGAUUGUAUAGCAAUCCAAAACAAAUAUGCGUGCCUUUAUUGUUUUGUGCUUAGUGGCUGUGGCCUGUGCCGAUAAAUUGGGUUACAACUAUCAACCAGUUGGUCACUCCUCAUCCGGUUUGUCAUUCACACCUGGUGGUGCUGCCAGCAAUGUUGCUCCCUCCUACGAUUCCGGUGUAAGCUCGUACGAUGCCCAAGGCUCCAAUGGUGCACCCUCUUUUGCUCCUCAAGCUGAACUCGAAAAGGAAUUCUACACUUUCUCUGCCAACGAUGCUGAUUUCAAUGAACCCGCCAGCUCUGACCAAUAUGCCAACAGUUUGAAGAAGGGUCUUCGUGUCGUGUUCAUCAAAGGUCCCGAAAACAAUGGUUUGGAAGAUGCCGCCUUGGCUUUGGCCAAACAAGCUGCCCAACAACAAACAGCCAUCUAUGUUCUCAACAAACAAGCUGACCUCGCCGAUUUGGCUAACAAACUUAACAACAUCAACACCGGUAACAACAACAAACCCGAAGUUCACUUUGUCAAAUACCGUACUCCUGAAGAUGCCGCCAAUGCCCAACGUGCUAUCCAAGGUCAAUACGAUGCUUUGGGCGGUCCUUCUCGUAACAUUGACGGUGGUGUUGCUCCAUCCCUCAACUUUGCCUCCCAAGCCCCAGUUGCUCCCGCUGCAGCUCCCUCUGCUCCAGGUGCCAGCUAUUUGCCUGCUUCCGUUUUGCGUCGCUUCCGUUUGUAAGAAGCA
Molecule: messenger RNA, 755 nt
Organism: Musca domestica (house fly)
Lineage: Eukaryota; Metazoa; Arthropoda; Insecta; Diptera; Muscidae
Exons: 1
Coding region: 45-749 (234 amino acids)
Source: RefSeq, a predicted model, not a curated record